AUGACUAAAUAUUAUCUGGUAAUAAGAUUUUCAUCUGGUACCGAUCGUGAUUUAAAAUUGGAUAUAACCAAUGUUCCGUUACACAAUAUUACAUUACCAUGGUUGAGAAGAAUGUGUAGAGAUCUUCAUCCACAAUCUGAUAACAACAGAGUUGACUUAAACAAAUGCAGGUUAAAAUUUAUUCGAAACGGCAGAUUACUAACUAUUCUUAAUUGGCAUGAAAUAGAGAUAGAAUUAUCUCAGUUUAGACAUCAGCAACAAGAUGGAAACUCUAACUCUAAUACCAAGAAUAACAAUGACAACAAUACAAAGGAAUAUUUUAUACAUUGCUUACUUGGUCCUGAAGAACCAAUUCCAAUAAAUCCAUCAACAGAGGACCAAGAUACUAUUGAGAAUAACAACAAUAACAAUCAUAAUGAUAACACUAAUCCUGUAAUUGGGUUUGAUAGAUUGAGGGCUUUCGGAUUCAAUGAUGAGGAAAUUCAAUUAUUAAGAACACAAUUUCAAAACAGGGCACGUAGAAUGUAUGGUGAUGAUCGUAGAGUUGGUAGCGAAAACGAUAAUGAGGACGAUGAGGAUGACGUCUAUGAUGAAGAUGAGGAGGGACAUGACACCAGAGCUAAUAACAACAACAAUUCCACAGAUCUGCGCGAAUUAGAAGAGAGAUGGAUGGAAAAUACUGUGACUGAUGAUGCCAAUCAAGAAAUCUUAUCAACAAGUAAUUGGAACACUAAUUUAUCUAUAUUAACUGGACUUACAAUUGGGUUUUUGCUUGGUAUCUUUGGUAUUUUACUAUUACUAAUUUGUGAUACUAGUGGUACUAACGGUUUAUUAAAUCCUAUAAGCGGGAGAAGAAAUUUGAAUAGGACAGUCAAGUUUUCUAUAGUUGCUGGAUUUAUAAGUAAUUUAAUAUUUGGACUAGGUGCGAAAUUAUAG
Messenger RNA from Saccharomycodes ludwigii, 936 nucleotides. It is a transcript of the gene DSC3, whose product is annotated as Dsc3p. Gene Ontology annotation, biological process: protein processing. Lineage: Eukaryota; Fungi; Ascomycota; Saccharomycetes; Saccharomycodales; Saccharomycodaceae. Gene Ontology annotation, cellular component: endoplasmic reticulum; Dsc E3 ubiquitin ligase complex. The record is from RefSeq and is a predicted model, not a curated record. The transcript has a single exon. Bases 1 to 936 code for a protein of 311 amino acids.